AAGAGACCCCUCCAGGCUCCGGAGCCAGAGGCUCAGAGGAUUCUGACCGCAUCUUUGCCGAACAGAAGCAACUGUGCUCAAAAUAGAAACAAGAUCUCUCCUCCCCGCUGCCUUUCUCUCCUCGCUGCGAAUCCCACAGCUACACACGAUGUGCAAAGGACUUGCAGGUCUGCCGGCUUCCUGCCUGAGGAGCGCAAAGGAUAUGAAACAUCGGCUGGGCUUUCUGCUGCAGAAGUCUGACUCCUGUGAGCACAGCUCUUCACACAGCAAGAAGGACAAAGUAGUCACUUGCCAGAGGGUGAGCCAAGAAGAGGUCAAGAGAUGGGCUGAAUCACUGGAAAACCUGAUUAAUCAUGAAUGUGGACUGGCAGCUUUCAAAGCUUUCCUGAAGUCAGAAUACAGUGAGGAGAAUAUUGACUUCUGGAUCAGCUGUGAGGAGUACAAGAAAAUCAAGUCACCUUCCAAACUAAGCCCCAAGGCCAAGAAGAUCUACAAUGAGUUCAUCUCAGUGCAAGCAACGAAAGAGGUGAACCUGGAUUCUUGCACCAGGGAGGAGACGAGCCGGAACAUGUUAGAGCCCACGAUAACCUGUUUUGACGAAGCCCAGAAGAAGAUUUUCAACCUGAUGGAAAAGGAUUCAUACCGCCGCUUCCUGAAGUCUCGAUUCUAUCUGGAUUUGAUCAGUCCUUCCAACUGUGGGGCAGAGAAGCAGAAAGCAGCCAAGAGUUCAGCAGACUGUGCUUCCCUAGUCCCUCAGUGUGCCUAAUUUUCACGCAGAGGCAGAGAUCAGAAAUGCCAAGACUCUAUGCCCUGGGAAAUCUGAGGCCAAAUAUUGAUCUGUAUUAAGCAAUGCUUUGCCCAUGUUGUAGCCUAGUGUCCAUGCUGCCUGCCGUGUGCUAGCCACUUCCAUGUAAAACUAGACUUAGUUGUGGUAUUGGGGUUUUCCAUUGGGGUAUGACCCAAUUCAUUUCAAAUUUUCCCAAGUUUCCUUAAGGGUGUCAUGUGAGCAAGUCUCCAAAUAAUGGCCCUGUAGGUCUGGAUGUUCAAAGGUUGCUGGCCGUCCUCCCCCUCCAGCAGUUUGACUUCAAGUUAGUUGGUUGGUCCCACUUCAUGUGACAUCACGUGCACAUGCAAUGUCAGCCAGCAGCACUUCCUACAGACUCUGGAGUUUAGGUGAGACUGAUGUGUAUAUGUGUAUAUUAAAUAUAUAUAAUAUAUGCAUAUACAUUUUGUAUAUAUUGUAUCUAUGUAUUCAAAUAUGUGUGUGAAUGUAUGUAUUUAUACAUUUGCGCAUGCACACACAUUUCUACAAGAGUAGAUGGAAAAGACCCUAGGUGCUCAAAUUGGAGUAUGUACACAUGCUUACACGCAUGUUCUGAUCUCUGGUCCUUCAUACUGUGUUUGAACAGGGCAAACUACAUUAACUGCCAUGCAGGCUAAGACUUGGGGACACUAACUUGUGGAAAACCAGUUCUGUAAAACCAUUGGGUCUUGAUGGAGAACAAUCAGGGGCUUCAUGUUUAAGCACUGACGACAGCCUCCACAUUGAGCACUAAGCUAAGGGGUGAUGACUCUGAAAAAUCCGCUGGCUGACACAGAACUGCCUUGCAUCAGUGAUCACUACUGGCACUUUUAAGUCCCUGUGCUGAUGGCCUUCCCUCCUUUGCCUGGGUGCUGGAUUGGUCUGGAGUUGGGAGAUGGGAUAUUAGAGCUGAAUGGAGGAAAGUGGUCCAGGCCUUGCCAACUAGCCCUCUCAUGGGCCACUGGCUAUGUGAGGGCCGAGGACCUAGAGAUGAUCUAUUUCUUUCCUCUCUUGAUAAGGUGCUCUUCUAGUCCCACCCCCUGAGAACUUCAGCUGCCAGAUGAGCCUCCUUAGUUCACUGUGGUUGGUGGUUCACUUUCAGAACCACAGCUUGGCUCGAAGCUACAUGCCUACAUUUGUAAAGCUUCCUCAGAGGAAAGGUUUUGUUUUGUAAGGAGGAAGUAAGUUCUCCCAAACUGAAAAGCCCUCCUUGCUUUCCUGCUUUGAGGUAAGAGCUUGCCCAUCCUAUCCCAAACAUCAAGGCUAGCAGAGACCGACAAAAGGAGAGAGGAGAGAAAAAGGAGAAAAGAGAGAGGACAGGAUAUCAGUUGGUAGGACUACUGUUUGGAACUUUUCAAGGCACAUGAAAUACUUGAAAAUUUCUCAUUUGUGUUAUUUAUGAUGUUGUUUUGUACAAUGUUUAUAUUAUUGUAUUGUUUUAUAAAUGGAGGUACAGGAUGUUACCUGAAUUACUAAUGAAUGCCCAGGAAGUAAUUUUCUUCUCAUUCUUCUAAAACUACUGCCUUUGAGAGCACACACAUUCUCAUGCACACAUUGCACCCACUGUUCCAGUCUACAUUACAUGCAUGAGCACCACUGUGGCUAGUAAGUCAAUGUACUGGGCUGCAAAACGAAGACACUGGAGCCAUGUGUAUCCAAGUCUCAUCGGACUGAAGAAAUUGUUUUUCUAAUUGCAACCUUCUUGUCUCUCUGACAGUCUUGCUUGUAAUGUCCCCACAGCUCCCUAACAGUGUUCUCCACCCCAUUUUUUCUUGUACACAGUUCCACGAUCUUGUUUGUACAACUCUUUGGUCUUGCCCUGCCCUGAUAUUAUCAUAACUUUGAGAUUGUACCUGUACUCGCAGACUGCUGUCUCACAAAUAGGUCUGGAAAGUCAUUCUGAAUGAGAAGUAAAUUAUUUUAUGUAAUACA
Molecule: messenger RNA, 2734 nt
Organism: Peromyscus leucopus (white-footed mouse)
Lineage: Eukaryota; Metazoa; Chordata; Mammalia; Rodentia; Cricetidae
Gene: Rgs4
Product: regulator of G protein signaling 4
Exons: 5
Coding region: 149-766 (205 amino acids)
Source: RefSeq, a predicted model, not a curated record